Colletotrichum abscissum is the source of this 3306-nucleotide messenger RNA. RefSeq lists its product as uncharacterized. The transcript has 3 exons. The coding region runs from base 1 to 3306 and encodes 1101 amino acids. NCBI's taxonomy places the organism in Eukaryota, Fungi, Ascomycota, Sordariomycetes, Glomerellales, Glomerellaceae. Gene Ontology annotation, molecular function: ATP binding; ATP hydrolysis activity. The record is from RefSeq and is a predicted model, not a curated record.
AUGAGAUCGGACGACGAUGAGGCGGAAACCGGCCGUCAGGCGCCAAAUGAGGGCCUCAAGAACGAGAAUAUAUCGUCAGGCAGUGAAAAUCCCGUCCAAACGAUUGAUACAGACCUUCAUGACUCAGAAAAGGAGAAUACUCAUGAAAACCAAAAUCACAGCCAGCAUGCCGCGGUCAUACCCACUAUAGCCUAUCAGAGCGACAACGAUGAAAAGUCUCUCGAAAACAUCGUGGAGAUCAAGAGGGAAACACCUUGCAACUGCCACAUGUCUAUCGAAAAUGCCGCAGAGAACGCCACAGGCCAGGAACAAGAGGACGACACUGCCGGGAACACCUCGAAAACGGAGAAGUCUCAAGAUUCAGAUGGCACACAGCAUAUCCGUGGGACACAAAAGAGAAAAGCUCAAUCUAAAAAGUCUCUUAAACAGUCACGCGCCGCACUGAGAUCUUUGCCAUUCCACAGCAGUCACAGGAAGGUUCCUGCCAACGAUAGCGGCAGUGAAUCAGAAGAACAAUAUGGCACGAGACCCCAAAGAGUUGACAAUGCGUCCUUAUGGGCCCAGCACGUGGUCAGCGAAGUGAUGCCAGAGGAUGUCGACGAUAAGUCGCCAUCAAGGCUAGAAUGGCUGAGACAAAAACGUGAAGACGACGAAAGGAACCCAUACCUUGAUCGAAUCAUGUCUAUGGUUGGUCUGGAGAACAUGAAGGCUCAUUUUCUUGCUGUCAAGGCCAGAGUCAAGGAGAGUCAGGUAGAUGACCCUUGUCUAGCGAAGUUCCGCCUGGCGAAGUUGCGACUUCAUCUAGUUCUCCAUGGGAAGGAUGGGACAGGCAAGAAAUCCAUAGCCAAACUCUACGCACGAUUCCUCCAUUCCAUAGGAGCUGUGAACGGUCGAAAUUUUUUCAGAACAUCCGACCCGGAGUACAGACCCGCCUACCAUAUGUCCAUGGCACGCAAGCGCCCCAGAUUACGCAAGUCUCCGACAAUUGUGUUUUACGACGAGAACAUGGAGAAUGGAGAUUCCUCAGACAGCAGCGACUCUGAUUCGUACGAUAGUGAUAGUAGCGACUCUCGUGGUGCCUCCCGUGCCCAAAGAUCGCGUAUUGUCAAGAGUCUUUUGGAGACUGCGGCGGUGUCUACUUUGAUUAUCUCGACGCGAAACAAGUCUCUACUUGAAUCUAUGGAAGACAAUGAGAAGGCCUUAGAGGCUUUCCAAAGCCCAUUAGUUCUUCCAGACUACAAUGAAGAGGAGCUGAUGCUGAUCGCUUUGCGCAUGAUACAGAAAAGGGGCAUGUUAAUCGAAGGGGGGUCCGAAGACCCUGGCCUCUGUGCCUUGGUACGACGAGUGGCCCGCAAGCGGAAUUCGACUUCAUUCUCAAACGUUCAUCACCUCGAGAAAGAACUCAAUGAUGUGCGCAGAAGGAAAGCUCUCCGACUGCAACAAGCACACGCCCAAUGGUUUACACAGGGUUCGACUGGAAGUCCUCUCACAGGGUAUCUUCCGGGCCAACCUAGGCAGAAUGAGAGAGAGACCGACGACCAGAAAAGCCUCUUCACCUCAGCUGAUUUCCUGGGCCCGGAUCCGAAAGAUCUGAGAAACGAGAACGAGUCGUGGAAGAAGCUUCAGGAUAUGAUUGGGCUGGAAAAGGUCAAGAGAGAAUGUGGCGACAUCAUCGACUUUGCCCAGACCAACUACCGCCGUGAGCUUCUAGGGAUGAGGCCCAUUGAGAUUGGCCUCAACAGGCUAUUUCUUGGACCUCCUGGAGUAGGCAAAACGACUGUCGCGCAGCUAUACGGCCAGAUUGUCACUGACCUUGGGCUCGUUUCCGGAAAGGAGAUUAUGUUGAGAAACCCAUCUCACUUGAUCGGCGAAUACAUAGGAGAAUCUGAAAGGAUGACCAAGGACAUUCUUGAGGAAGCUGAAGGCAACGUGUUGAUUAUCGACGAUGCACACAUGCUUUAUCCUGGCGAACAAGACGCUGGCCACAAGACAGAUAUUUAUCGAAUCGCCGUCCUCGAUACCAUCGUCGCGAAUGUUUCGGCGAAACCAGAGGAUAGAUGCAUCAUACUUGUAGGUUACGAGUCUCAGAUGAUACAGCUAUUCAACAACGGUAAUCCUGGGCUCCAGAGACGAUUUCCCAAGGAGACUGCGCUGCGCUUCGACACGUACAGCGAGGAUGAACUGUGCGGGAUCAUGGAUCUGAAAGUGGUUGAAUCUGGCCUCGACAUGACAAGGGAUGCUGCAGCAGUGUCUCGACAAGUCUUGAGUCGUAUGCGCAUUAACCCGAAAUUCGGGAAUGCGGGAGAUGUUGAGAAUCUACUUUACCAAGCGAAAGUCCGGAUCAAUGCUCGAAUCAGAUUCGCAGACCACAAAUCAGAAUCUUUACAAUUUGCCAUAGAGCCUGGCGACAUAGACCCGGAUUGGGACCGGGCAUUGCAAGCUGACGGAAAUCGUGCCAAGCUCUUUGAAGGUUUCGUCGGAUUUCAAAAGAUCAUUGAGCAGUUCGAAGGCUACAAGAACCUAGUCGACGGUAUGCGACUUUGGGACAUUGAUCCCAGACCCCAUGUCCCAUGGGCCUUCGUCUUCAAGGGUCCACCAGGUACGGGGAAAACGGCGACUGCUCGGAAAGUAGGGCGCUUAUACUUCGACAUGGGCCUGCUAUCCACAGACGAGGUCGUGGUCUGUUCAGUCAGUGAUCUUGUUGGAAAGUACUUUGAGGGGGCCGCGUCGAAAGUUCGCAGCACCCUUGAGACUGGUCUUGGCAAGGUCUUGUUCAUUGACGAAGCAUAUCGCCUGGCAAACGGUUCCGUAUUACAUGCAGAGGCUAUCGGCGAGCUAGUCGACGCAAUGACCCAGUUGCGCUAUCGAAAUAACAUGGUCAUCAUACUGGCCGGAUACACCGCUGAGAUGGAAUACCUUUUACGAAUCAAUCCUGGAUUGCGUAGUAGAUUCCCGGAACACAUCACAUUCCAAGCCAUGAACUCUCACGCGUGUCUCAAGCAUCUGAGGCAAGAGGUCCAGAAGAUCAAGAUCGACAUCGUGGUAGUGAAAGGUUCAAACGGUGAGAGGCUGGAGACAGUCUACCGUCUAUUCAGAAAGCUCGGCCAAACGAGAGGAUGGGCUAGUGGCCGUGACGUUGAGACUCUUGCUAAAACCCUCAUCGGCAAUGCGUAUAAGCGGGCGGGAAGGACAGAGAAGAGAAUGAACACGGGCUCGCUGCAAGUCACUCUAGACGAACUUAUCGAAGCUCAGAAGGGGAUGCUGGCGGAGCGUUUAGGACGAGGAGGCGACGAGGCGGAGGAUUAG